Molecule: messenger RNA, 557 nt
Organism: Sinocyclocheilus anshuiensis
Lineage: Eukaryota; Metazoa; Chordata; Actinopteri; Cypriniformes; Cyprinidae
Product: CTD small phosphatase-like protein 2
Exons: 4
Coding region: 156-542 (128 amino acids)
Source: RefSeq, a predicted model, not a curated record
GCAAAGCCUAUCAAGUAACCAAGGAUAAACUGCUAGAUGUUAAAACAUGCUAGCAAUAUGCUAAUAGGGUUUGUGCUGUUACUGAUUUUGGAUUUCAUGUGCUUAUGUAACAGCUGUUGCUUAUUUUAGUAGGUGAGCAGCCAAACUCAAGCCCCAUGUUCAGUCCCGAACACUGUGUGUUCGGUUACAGUGCUGCCAGCCCUCUUUCAGAGGAUGAAGAGAAUGAAGAAGGGUUUAGCCCUUUCACGUUUAUUAAGAACAUUCCAAAUCGUUCACAACAGUCCAGGCCUGUCUCAGCAGUGCGGAACAUUCCACCAAAGACGAGGAGCACACCUGCUGCUACCCUGGUGCUUGAUUUGGAUGAAACCCUCGUGUUCAGUUCACUCAAUGUGAUCCAUGAUGCAGAAUACACCUUCAAUACCCACUUUCAAGAUCACAAGUACAAGGUCUAUGUAAUCCUCAGACCAUAUGUCAAAGAGUUUCUACAAGCCAUGACCAAACAUUUUGAGGUAAACAAUGUGAACAUUACACUAAAACAUUAAAUGCCUGUUCGCACC